Messenger RNA from Dictyostelium discoideum AX4, 939 nucleotides. RefSeq lists its product as hypothetical. Gene Ontology annotation, biological process: regulation of DNA-templated transcription. The transcript has 2 exons. Gene Ontology annotation, molecular function: zinc ion binding; sequence-specific DNA binding. Lineage: Eukaryota; Evosea; Eumycetozoa; Dictyosteliales; Dictyosteliaceae. Bases 1 to 939 code for a protein of 312 amino acids. The record is from RefSeq and is a predicted model, not a curated record.
AUGGGAAAAAGAAAACCAAUACCAUCAAUCAACAUUGGUAAUAACCUAAAUAAAAAACUUAAAUUUUCAAAACAAGAUUCAGAUCAACAACAACAACAACAACAAGAACAACAACCACAACAACCACAACAACCAAUUAUAAAAUAUAAAUCCAAAAGAGAAAAAGAAAUCCACGAAAAGAUUGAUAAAAUUAAAUCUGAAAGAAAGUUUAUUUAUAAAAAUGCAGAGAGACAUGUUAAAUUAAGUUUGGAAUAUGCUGGGUUGGCAUUGAGUUUACCAGCGGUCUUGAAAGACUUACACAGAGCAUUGGAAAAAUUUGAUGCACUUGAGUCCAGUUUGAUAGCUGAGCUAGAGUCUUUAAAAAUACCAGUAAAAAAUGCCAGUACCAUACCAGUUUUGCAUCCUCCAAUUAACCAUGUUAAUACAAGUAUUGCUACAACUGCUGCUGCCAGUAUCAACAACAACAACAACAAUGAUAACACCAUUACCACAACCACCACCACCACUACUAUCAGCAAUGACAAUCUUGCUUCAACUACAAAUUCUUUACCAGUUAACUCUGUACCAAGAACCACUGCCACUUUAUCAGAUGUUAACAGCCUUAUUACUGCAACUCUUGGACCCACUACUGCUCCUACUAUUGGUUCUUCUGCAACCACUGGUGAUACUACUGCAAUUGAUGGUACAAACACCAAUGUCACCACUGAUACUACCACCAUAGAAACAACCAUGAAGAAAAAAGGCAGACCACCACUUUUUAAAGAAAUUCCAGAAAAUUGUUAUGUCUGUGGAGUAACCGAAACUCCAUAUUGGAGAAGAGGUACAGACGAAGGUGUAAUGGUUGACCUCUGUAAUGCAUGUGGAUUGCGUUACAUGAAAUUAGAAAAGAAAGAGAGACUUUUAAAACAAAAAAAUAGUACCAGUAAUGUUUUGAACUAA